Messenger RNA from Lolium rigidum, 1449 nucleotides. RefSeq lists its product as uncharacterized. The transcript is spliced from 4 exons. NCBI's taxonomy places the organism in Eukaryota, Viridiplantae, Streptophyta, Magnoliopsida, Poales, Poaceae. The coding region runs from base 252 to 1115 and encodes 287 amino acids. The record is from RefSeq and is a predicted model, not a curated record.
AGAAAAUCUAAAGAUGAAAAUCUUACAAACAUUUUAUGGCAUUUGCCCUAAAUCCCAAAUCUCAAAUCCCAAAUCCGAUCCGAAUCCGAUAGGACUUCGAAGAGGUGAGUAGGGUAAACCAACAUCGAUUCUGCAUACUCCCGGGGCAAUCAGACAACACCAUCAGGUCCAGCACCUCUCCCUACCCAGGAUUCAAGGGCGGCCGCCUCUCGCAAAUCGGAGCUGCUCAAAUCGGAAGUCGACGACCCUCCAUGGAUGAUGAUGAGGCUGCGGCACAUCGACCCUCUCCGAUUGCCGAGCAGCAGGAGGAGGAGGAGCCCUUCAGCGACGCUCCGUCUCCGGUGCGCGCCGUGCUCAACCGCCCGUGGCCGUCCCCUGUCCUGAUCCCGUCUCCGUCCGGCAAGGUACGCACCCUGGUGGCCACCUCCGACACCAUCGGGCCCCCGAUCACGCCGGAGGAGCUAGAUGCGCUGGAGGACAAGGAGGGCGACGAUAUGUGCACCCUGCACUACAAGGCGGCCGGACGGGCUGGCGCAACCAUGCGGAAUUAUGUCCAUCAGCACGGCAGCCUCUACCUGGAUGAGAAUGGUGGAUUCAUGAUCGACCACUCCCCUCUAAUGGAGGAAAUACGGUGCAAGAAUGUUCCGGUGGAGGAGAUGGAACAAAGGGUAUUUAACUUCGAGGUGACCAAGGAGCAAACUUAUUUGUCAGAGUUGGCUUUAGCGAGCUACAACAAGAGGAGAAAGGUUAAGUUUGAGUUAUGCAAGAUGUUACUCUCUAGAUCUUUCUGGGAGGAUAGAGGGCAUUUUGUGCAUCUUAAUUUUAUUGCGAAGCGCAAGGACAAGAAGAAACUAUUUUUUGCCGAGAUAGAGGACUGUGGUAAACGAGAUGGCGAAAUCUAUGUUGUGCGCUGUUGUGUUUCCCUGGAAUCAGCCUGUGAAGGUGGUUACUAUAAUAUGGUUGUCCCUACUCCACCUCAAUCUAGGAAAGGGCUUGACUUCAGCAAGUGCUACGCCUGCACUCAGUCCUUGAAGCACCCACCAAGUGAUGGUUUGGGUUACUUAGGUGGCCAUGACCAUCAGAAAAAAACAUAUUUGUUCGAGCGCGUCAACUAGCUAGCUGCAUGUAUGUGCUACAAUGUUAUAGGUUAUAGAAAUCGGCAAGGUUGAACUUGGUAUUGAAGGCUAUUUGAGCUCUGUAGUGGUUGAUUAUAAUUUGGGCGCCCUGACAACUGGAGGAAGAUAUAUAUAUUUAUGCAGCAAUGUGUCCAUGGAACUUCUAGGCCGCAGAAGUUUCUCUGUGCAUGUACUUCCUCCGUCUCAUGAAACUCUGGCAUGUGCUGGAGUGGCGGGCCAUUUGAUGAACUGAUGUGGCUUGAACCAUGACCAGAUUCUGUAACCAAUGGGUAAAUGCUAUAGCGAUUUGGCCAUCUCGCCAAGUAUUGGAGUA